AAUCUCUCUGUGUUAUUUCAAAUAUUUAAUAAUCAAAAUGUUUACUUUGUGUUUUUACAAGGAUGAAUGGGUUCUCUGUAAAGUUUGUCUGAAAAGCGGCGUCGUUAGUAGAGAGACGAACUUGAUCUCUUCUUCUUCUUCUGCCGUCGCCGGAGAGUUCUCCUCUGCCGGAUCUGCAAUUGCUCCGAUCAUCAAUACCUUUGCGACGGAGCACGUGUCCUGUUUCUCCAAUAACUCUGCUGCUCAUGCCGAUGCGAGCUUUCAUACAUACCUUCCCGCUCCACCACCGUCACUCCCGCCACGUCAGCCUCGUCACGUCGGUGAUGACGUGGCGUUUGGUCAGUUUCUGGAUUUGGGAUCAUCGGGACAGGUUAAUUUCGAUGCAGCAGCAGCGUUCUUUCCGAAUCUACCUUCUCUGCCUCCCACGGUUCUUCCUCCUCCUCCGUCAUUUGCAAUGUACGGUGGUGGCUCCGCCGUGAGUGUCUGGCCGUUUGUUCUCUGAUCGCCAUGCGACCAUAAACUAUCUCUACUAUCUUUUAAUAUUUUAAGCUACGAAAAAAACCUUGGAUUGCUUAAAAUUAGUGGUUUUUGUAUCAUUUCCUCGUAGCAUUUUGCUGAUGUACGUGUUUGUAGUAACGUCUUUGUGCAUGUUUUCAAACAUGACAUCUAUGCGGAUUUCCUUAUUCAUAUUUCUUAGUGUGAAAGUAUCCUAAAAUGUUGAAUUAUUAGUAUAAUAAAGGCUUUGAAUAUAG
Molecule: messenger RNA, 752 nt
Organism: Arabidopsis arenosa
Lineage: Eukaryota; Viridiplantae; Streptophyta; Magnoliopsida; Brassicales; Brassicaceae
Source: the annotation of a GenBank genome assembly